Musca vetustissima is the source of this 1047-nucleotide messenger RNA. RefSeq names its product carbonic anhydrase 2 (gene CAH7). The transcript is spliced from 5 exons. The record is from RefSeq and is a predicted model, not a curated record. Gene Ontology annotation, cellular component: cytoplasm. Bases 1 to 1047 code for a protein of 348 amino acids. Gene Ontology annotation, molecular function: carbonate dehydratase activity; zinc ion binding. Lineage: Eukaryota; Metazoa; Arthropoda; Insecta; Diptera; Muscidae.
AUGAGCCCUUCCAAGACAGAUAAUGCCAGUAGUAGUGCGCCGACCUCAGCGGACAAACCGGUGCUCCUGAGGCAGAAGGCCAACGAGGCGUCAGUACCAAAAAUUGCCACAUUCAAAGAAGCCAUGGAUAGGAUACCAUUUCUGAGUUUGAGUGGCCUGCCGUUGACCGGUGCUGAUGGAGGAGCCCAUUGGGGUUAUCCCGACUAUAGCGAAAAUGAAGAAUUUCCAAAAUGGGGAGGGGUUUGUGAUAGCGGCACCCGCCAAUCGCCCAUCAAUUUAAGUCUGAGAGGUGCCAUUAAGGGUGUCUAUGAGAAAUUGGAGGGUGAUAAUCAUGAUAAGACCAUUACAGAGGCCUCACUGGUCAAUACAGGACAUUCUGUUCAAAUGUCCGAUUUCGAUGUCGAUUUGGAAUUGGAGGGUGGCCCGCUCAAGGAUGACUAUGUCUUGGAACAGAUACAUUUCCAUUGGUGGUCAGAGCAUACCAUUGAAAAUGUCCGUUAUCCCUUCGAAAUGCAUAUGGUCCAUCGUAAUAAGAAAUAUCCCAAUAUGACUGUGGCGAAUUUGAAUAAGGAUGGUUUGGUUGUCAUGGGUGUGUUGUUCCAUGCCUCGUUGGAACGUAAUCGUGUUGUGGAUGACAUUUUGGCGGAUUUUGUUCCCAUUAUGAGUUAUGAACAGAUUAAUAUGCCCAUUAAAAUUAAGACAAAUUUCAAAAUGACCGAUUUGGUGCCAGCCAUUACUAGCUAUAUUACCUAUGAGGGUUCAUUGACCACACCCUCGUGUAAUGAAGUUGUAACAUGGAUCGUGCUGGCCGAAACAUUCCCCAUUGGCAUUGAUCAGGUCGAAGCCUUUAAAUCAUUGGAAUAUGAACGUGGAAAAACACUGGCCAAUAAUUAUCGCGUCAUCCAAAAGACCAAUGAUCGGGCCGUUAUCAUCGUCACCAAUGAGUUCAGAAAAGAUUCAGGAAAUGGUUCAGGCUCAUUGAAAUCCACUGGAUCGGUGACAGCCCUGCUUGUCGUAGCUGGAUUAUUGUUUAAAUAUUUCAAUUGA